UUCCUUCGGAGGUCUAGUCCUGUGGGCACUGCUGGAGGUAAGCCUGAAACCCCACGAACUCUUAACAGGCUGCAGACUUAGGAGAUGCCUGAGAUAAGGAGACCAAUUUCUCAGGGCAAAAAGAAAAGGAGGUGACAGGCACUGAGACCACUGAAGGGAUCCCAUGGCUAGGAUCAGUUUUUCCUACCUCUGCCCAGCCUCCUGGUACUUUACUGUGCCCACAGUGAGUCCAUUUCCACGUCAGCGGGUGGCAUUCCUAGGACUCUUCUUCAUAUCCUGUCUCCUUUUACUUAUGUUAAUCAUGGACUUUCGACAUUGGGGUGCUUCAUUACCACGAGAUAGGCAAUAUGAAAGGUAUUUGGCACGAGUCGGGGAGCUUGAAGCGACUGACACUGCAGACCCAACUCUGAAUUAUGGACUUGUUGUGGACUGUGGCAGCAGUGGCUCCCGGAUUUUUGUUUAUUUCUGGCCAAGACAUAAUGGCAACCCCCAUGAUUUGCUGGACAUCAAACAGAUGAGAGACCGCAACAGCCAGCCAGUCGUUAAAAAAAUCAAGCCAGGAAUUUCUGCAAUGGCAGACACCCCAGAACAUGCCAGUGAUUACCUUCGUCCUCUGCUGAGCUUUGCUGCUGCGCACGUGCCUGUGAAGAAGCACAAGGAGACACCCCUCUACAUCCUCUGCACUGCAGGCAUGCGGCUUCUCCCCGAGAGAAAGCAGCUAGCUAUCUUGGCUGAUCUAGUGAGAGAUUUACCGCUGGAGUUUGACUUCCUCUUUUCUCAGUCUCAGGCAGAAGUGAUCUCUGGGAAGCAGGAAGGAGUUUAUGCAUGGAUUGGAAUCAACUUUGUUUUGGGAAGAUUUGACCAUGAGGAUGAAUCUGAUGCCGAAGCUCCCCAGGAACUGGCAGCAGGGCGCAGAAGGACAGUAGGGAUACUGGAUAUGGGAGGAGCCUCUCUUCAAAUUGCUUAUGAAGUUCCUACCUCAACUUCUGUCCUUCCUCCAAAACAGGAAGAAGAAGCAAAGAUCCUGCUGGCUGAAUUCAACCUGGGCUGUGAUGUGCAACAUACUGAACACGUGUAUAGGGUUUAUGUCACGACCUUCCUGGGUUUUGGGGGUAACUUUGCUCGGCAACGCUAUGAAGACCUUGUGCUGAAUGAAACCCUUCACAAAAAUAGGUUGCUGGGCCAGAAGAUCGGUCUGAGUCCGGACAGUCCAUUUCUGGAUCCCUGCCUGCCCGUGGGCCUCACAGAUGUGGUGGAGAGGAACAGCCAGGUGCUACACAUCCGAGGAAGGGGAGACUGGGCGUCCUGCGGGGCGAUGCUGAGCCCCCUGCUGGCUCGCUCCAACACCAGCCAGGCCUCCCUGAAUGGCAUCUACCAGUCACCAAUUGACUUCAACAACAGCGAAUUUUACGGUUUCUCUGAGUUUUUUUACUGUACUGAGGAUGUGUUACGCAUCGGUGGCCGCUAUCACGGGCCAACAUUUGCCAAGGCUGCCCAGGAUUACUGUGGCAUGGCCUGGUCAGUACUAACCCAGAGAUUCAAGAAUGGCCUCUUUUCAUCUCACGCAGAUGAACAUCGACUCAAAUACCAGUGUUUUAAAUCGGCUUGGAUGUACCAAGUCCUUCAUGAAGGAUUCCAUUUUCCCUAUGACUACCCGCACCUGCAGACAGCCCAGCUGGUAUAUGACCGAGAGGUUCAGUGGACACUGGGAGCCAUUCUGUAUAAAACACGAUUCUUACCACUCAGGGAUCUACGGCAAGAAGGUGUCCGGCAGGCCCAUGGCAGCUGGUUCCGCCUCUCCUUUGUCUACAACCACUAUCUCUUCUUCGCCUGCAUCCUGGUGGUGCUAUUGGCCAUCAUCCUGUACCUUCUGCGUCUGCGCCGAAUUCACCACCGACAAACUCGACCCUCAGCUCCACUGGACUUGCUGUGGAUUGAGGAGGUGGUGCCCAUGAUUGGGGUACAGGUAGGGCCGUGAGGCCAAAGACUGGGGAAGCCCAAGUACCCCAGAGUGCUGCCCAUUGAAUUCCACCACUUUCUUGUUUUGGCCUCAGAUGCUGCUUUGCCUGACCUUGGGAUAUUUGGCCUUGGAAUUUCUACCUUAAUAUCUACUUUAAUUCCUUUUCAUUAUCUAGGUCCUCUUCUCUGAGAGAAGCUGUAAUUUAGUCUGUGAAGAACUAAAUAAUGAGAGUUUGGUGCUAACAAAGAGGACCAAUCUUAGUCCAGUGGAAGCAUGCUUCUACCCCUUUAUCUGAGAGGUCUGGUGUGUUUCUGGCAUCUAGACUUUUCUCUCCUUGCUAAAGCAUGAAGUUUGGCAUUGGGCAGACUGGAAGCCUGGUUGUAACCAAACGGGAGCAUCUGAUACAAAGCCGAAGACAUUCCAGCAAGUGCAGCAGCCGCUUCUUUCUCUGUAACAGAGAUAUCAUUUAUGUGGACAUCCACACUCUUUAGUAGGGAUCCAAGACAUUUGCAUUUCAGUGGAACAGAUGUGAGCUUCCAGGCAAACAAAAUAACAUAGUUUCUUUGCUUACUUGACAAAGAAGCCAUUAUAUGUGUGGUCCGAGAUCCCUGACAUAAUGUUGCUGAUGUUAAUUAAUUAGUAUGUGAUUUUAAAAGGUUAGAACCCUUUCUAAGUGAAUGGUAAGUUGAAGACUUCGACAGUAUCUUAUGUGAUAGCUGGUAUGACCAGGAUAGAAAAUGUUUCUGUGUCUAUGCGCUUUACCAGCUGUUUGGGCAUUAAUUUUUCUUUUCGAGCCUUAAGUGUGCUUGUAGGAUGGAGAAACUGAUGGGAUCGGAGAUCUGGGUUUGUCUGGUUUUAAGUCACUGUCUCUAGGCCUAUUUUUAUGAGCCACUUUACAGGAAAAUUCAAAAAGAGUUCCUUUAUUUCACUAAGAUCAAUACAUAGUUCAGGGAGGGGUAUAUUUGGGUUGUUUUUAAAGAAGGAAAGAACAGUGUCAGUAGAGUGGGCAAAGGCAAUAAAAUCCAAGCUCUUAUUUAUUAAUGUUUUCCUGAGAAAUAGAAAUUUUCUCAGUUUGACUCUUGGAAUGUCUGAAAAGAAGCAAAUUCUAAACUUGGGAAUAAAUAGGUAAAUCUGUUAAUAAGCCACCUGGAAACUUUCAGAACCCUUGUUAAGAGAUUGCUCAGUCACAGACUGUACUUCCAUUAAGGAGUAGAGAAGAGAAGCCAUUUGAUUACAUUUUCAUCCACUGUCCUUUAGGAGCUCUGUUCUGCCAGUACAUGUAGCCUUUAAUUUGCACCUUCCCCUAUGGGAUCUUCCUCAUGCUUUACCCUUUCCUACAUGUAGCCUUAAAUGUCCUUCCCAAGAAUAUGCUCCCAGACUUGAAGUAACUUUCUUUUCUUUUUUUGUCACUUUAUUUUUAGGGUUAGUUGAGUACAGGGAAUGAUCCCUGACUUUAGUGGGGAAAAAAGUAGAAUCAUUAAAAUAUAAAUUCCAUAGUGGGAUCAGAAAGGAAUUAAAUGCUUCAUAAAACAGAGAAAAAGAAAUCAAGAUCCUCCUAGAGAUAAACUGAGAUGAAAAUAAGUAUACUUACUCUUAGUUGGCAGGCGAAAAGAUGAUGAGUCUUAAAUUGUUUUCAAAUUAAAUCAAAAUGGAUCUAGCAAAGAAUCUUAUAGCUCUCUCUGGAAAUAUUUUUACUUUUCAUGAGGGCUUCAUGUCACAGCAAUUUCCUUUCAUCUUUAAGACUUCUAAAUUGCCUUGAUUUUCUUUGACUCCUUACCUUCGUGUCACUGUGAGUGAGCCCUCGCCUUAUGAGUACUGCCUAUAAAUAAUGUCAGAAUAUGUUUUUUGCUAGCCAGUGUCUCCUCCGGUACUCUUCUUUUUCUGUCAUCUUGGUUUCCAAGUGAGAUCUGGUCACGAUCUGGCCAAAAGCUAUCUAACUGGCUAAUAGUGAUCAUAUUCGUGUGCUCAAAAUGAAGGGGAAGCAGGGAGGAGGUGGUGAUGAGUCCAGUUUGAAAGCUCUUAUUAAUGAAGUUAUUCUUCCUUCUGGUUAUAAUAAUGAUAGCUGCCAUUUUUUAAGCUUUUACCGUGUACCAUACACUCUUAUGAAUUUUAUGUAUGUUAUUUAAUCAUUAUGACAGCCUUUCAGAUGGAUAUUACUUUUUGUGUUCUU
This is a messenger RNA of Enhydra lutris kenyoni (northern sea otter), 4130 nucleotides long. Its product is annotated as ectonucleoside triphosphate diphosphohydrolase 7. The coding region runs from base 164 to 1978 and encodes 604 amino acids. Gene Ontology annotation, molecular function: nucleoside diphosphate phosphatase activity. The record is from RefSeq and is a predicted model, not a curated record. The transcript is spliced from 12 exons. Gene Ontology annotation, cellular component: membrane. Gene Ontology annotation, biological process: nucleoside diphosphate catabolic process. Lineage: Eukaryota; Metazoa; Chordata; Mammalia; Carnivora; Mustelidae.